Rhincodon typus (whale shark) is the source of this 7433-nucleotide messenger RNA. RefSeq names its product tripartite motif containing 62, tandem duplicate 1 (gene trim62.1). Gene Ontology annotation, molecular function: protein binding. The transcript is spliced from 5 exons. NCBI's taxonomy places the organism in Eukaryota, Metazoa, Chordata, Chondrichthyes, Orectolobiformes, Rhincodontidae. Gene Ontology annotation, biological process: positive regulation of canonical NF-kappaB signal transduction; innate immune response. Bases 117 to 1541 code for a protein of 474 amino acids. The record is from RefSeq and is a predicted model, not a curated record.
UCAGCAAUAAGGAGGAUCGCAAAGAGACUUCGGGAUCAGACUGGGCCAGAAGGAGUGCAGAUAGAUCCUCGAUUGCAGUCGGAUCUGAGACAACCCUCGCCACACUUUGUGCUCUUAUGGCUUGCGGUCUCAAAGAUGAGUUGCUCUGCUCUAUCUGCCUCAGCAUCUACCAGGACCCGGUGAGCUUUGGUUGUGAGCAUUAUUUCUGUAGGAAGUGUAUCACUGAACAUUGGAACAGACAGGACCACAGCUCCAGGGACUGUCCCGAGUGCAGGAGGACCUUCAGAGACCCCUUGCUCUCCCCCAGCCUCAAGCUGUCUAAUAUCGUGGAGAGGUACAGCGCUUUCCCCCUGGACGCCAUCCUGCAAGCCCAGAGGAACUCCUUCCCCUGUAAGGACCACGACAAAGUCAAGCUGUUCUGCUUGAACGAUAAAUGCCUGGUGUGUUUCUUUUGCGAUGAGCCUGCACUGCACGAACAGCACCAUGUCACCAACAUCGAGGAAUCCUUUGAAGAAAUCCAGAGGGAACUGAAGGAUCAAUACGAGGUUUUGCAGGACAGUGAGCAUAGACAUGUGAAGGCUCUGCAACUACUCAAACGGCAGCUCUCGGAGACAAAGUCUUCUGCGAAGAGUCUUCGAGCAACCAUUGCAGAAGCCUUUGACCGUCUGCACCGUUUCUUGAAGGAGAAACAGAAGUCAAUGCUGGAAGAGUUGGAGACCGACACAGCCCGCACCCUGAAUGACAUUGAACAGAAGAUCCAGAGAUACAGCCACCAAUUGCGUGAGGUGCAGGAAGGGAUGCAGAUCCUGCAGGAGAAGCUUGUUGAAGCAGACAAGCUAAUCUUCUUAGAAGGAAUCAACACAACUUUGGAGAGGUUAAAGGGAAAGAUCCAUGAGACCAAUUUAACCUAUGAGGACUUUCCAACCUCCAAGUACAUGGGCCCCCUGCAGUACACCAUCUGGAAAUCCUUGUUUCAGGACAUUCAGCCAGUGCCAGCGGCCCUGACGCUGGAUCCGAUAACGGCCCACCAGCGCCUCAUCCUCUCCGACGACUGCACCAUCGUGGCUUACGGGAACCUCCACCCGCAGCCAUUGCAAGACUCACCCAAGCGCUUCGACGUCGAGGUGUCCGUGCUGGGUUCAGACGGCUUCGACAGCGGCGCCCACUACUGGGAGGUGAUGGUGUCCGAGAAAACGCAGUGGAUGAUUGGGGUGGCGCUGGAGUCCGUUAACCGGAAAGGGAGCAUCCAGAUCCAACCUUCCAGAGGCUUCUAUUGCAUCGUGAUGCAUGAUGGGAACCAGUACAGCGCCUGCACCGAGCCCUGGACCCGGCUGAACGUCAAGUCCAAGUUGGAGAAAGUCGGCGUCUAUUUUGACUACGACAAAGGCCUCCUGACCUUCUACAAUGCUGAUGACAUGUCCUGGCUUUACACUUUCCGGGAGAAAUUCACCGGGAAGUUUUUCCCUUACUUUAGCCCGGGGCAGAGUCACGCCAAUGGGAAAAACGUUCAGCCAUUGCGAAUCAACACCGUCCGGAUCUAAACAAAAAAAUGCCAGGAGAUUUUCUGGAUGAAAUCAGAGCUCCCUUCUUGAUUCUUUUCUCUCAUCCAUCCCACUUCCCCUGGUUUUAAUUUAUGACUGAGCCCACCAUUUGUCUUCUCAGCCUCUGGUCAUCGUGGAUCAUGGCAGAAACUGUCAAGAGAGCACAGGAGUGCCACUUGCUGUCCGUGUUUAUCACCGCACCAUUGACAACAGCCCUCCUGGGACGAGCAUCAUUAUAGGCCCAUGGAGCCUCUCCCUGUAACCUCUUUACCCACUUUCUCCCAAGCUAAUUGGGAAAUAUCAAGUACCAAUUCUCUCUCCUUCCUUAGAAUGACAAGCUAGUGAUCAGAAACUUAUUGGGAUGGGCAGAAGUGCUCAUUUCUUUCCACUGCAUUGUGCCCCCUCAUUUGAUUUUAUGUUUGAGUAGUUAUGUAUUUUUUUUCUUUCUCUCUCUCACUAUUUCCCCUGCAUCACUCCUGCCUUUUGCACCCAUGUCUUUGCCCCAUUUCUCACUAUUGUUCCCCAUUUAUCUCACCGUCUAUCACUGCCUUCUGCUGCAACUUUCUCUCUGUCUCCCUGCUCCAUCUUUCUCACUGUCUCCCCCACCCUUCUCUCUGUCUUUUCUACAUCUCUUUCAAUCUUCCCUCCAUCUCUCUCUCUGUCUCCCCUCCAUCACUCCCUCUGCCUCCUCAACAUCUCUCUUUCUGUCUUUCCCCAUCUCUGUCUGGUCUCUGUCUCACCUCCUUCCCUUUGUCUCUGUCUCCUCUCAUCUUUCUCUUUGUCUGUGUCUUCUAACCCUUUCUGUCUGUACUCCCCAUCUAUCUCCUCUUCCGUCUCCCUACUUUUUUGUCUCUCUGUCUCUGUCUCCUUCUCUCUUUCUUUCUGUCUCCUUUUCCGUCACUCUGCCUCUGGCACUCCCCACCCCACCUCUUCACUACACUUUUCUCUGUCUCUCCCCUCUGCUCCUAUCUCCCUGUUUCUGUGUCUGUCUUUUUCUAUCCUGCUCCAUUCCUAUUGGGCACAGUGCUUGAAACUUGUCACAUUUCGAUUGAACAGCCCAGUCACCAGCAUGAAGUAAAACGGUGGAGUUUUAUGCAGAAAGUGCAGCAGAUGGCUUUUGCUAAGAGUCUGUUUUGAAUGCCUGUGUGUGUGUGUGUGUGAGAGAGAGAGAGAGAGUGUGAGUGUGUGCCCGUGUGUGUGAGUAUGUGUGUUUCUUUGUGCUUCCUUCCAGAUUAGCUGUCUAUGCCAGGGUGCAUCAGUGAGAGACUAAAAUGACACAAAUUGAUGGCAAAGCAAUCAAAGGCGAAACAGACUCUAAACUGAUUUGGGAAAUUUCAGCUGAACUGAGAAAUAAAAGUUGUGAACCACCAAACCUGGGAGGGCAUUUCACAAUGACCACAGCAUCUCGGCACAUGGAUUAGGGGAUGAUUUUGGACUCUCUUUCUCUUGUUUUCCGUUGAUUAUUUUUGAAUAAGGAUUUUGGUUGAUGGACGAAGCAGUGAAGGAAAGGGGCCAUGGCUUCUGGGGAACAUUUGUAAAUAGGCUUUGGGAUACUGCUUCAAUAACGGUUCAGUGUGUCUUCAAUGAAACCAAAAUUAUUUAUUUUGAUUAGGGAUUAGGUAGUGAAUGCAGACUGUUCUUAUCUGCCAGGAAUUAUUUUAGACUGCAGUUUUAAUGCUGACAUGAAGCACUUAGCUUGUGCUGGAAGAGCUUUGGAGUCAGCUCGGGCCCUGACUCUGGACUUUCAGACUGUAACAAUUGACUUGCAGCAGAAUCUUGUCACAAAUGUGCACCCUCAGACUGGGUUCAAAUUCGACUGGGCCUCAGAUGGGGUGAAAGUCUUUUUUCCCUCUGCGAGUUGUUUUGACUAGUCUUUUGGUCCACUUCUUCAAUUGGAUGUGGUUAGAAAUUGCUGAUUCCUGAGAUGGUGCGAAUGUGGUACUUGGGCCAAGGGUUUUGACAGGAAUGGGGCACCGAAACUUGCACAAACGCAGCAGGGAAGCUGUCUGAAGUUGGGACAGAGCCAAGGUGCCUUCAACACGUGCAGCUCCUGCCCUGGGGGGUGGGGGGAGGGGGUGUGGUGUGCUGGUCCUGUAAAACAGACCGCGCUUUGUCCCCUCUCCCCUUCAGCACUGACAUCAUCCACCAUAAGCAUUUAUUUAGAGAAAGAAAAUGGUGCGAUGUUUUGUAGUUGUUAUGGAGACUGUGGAAUGGAGUUUGCAGGGUUAGGACAGAACAAGACUUGCCACUUGGCUCACUACAUGAAAUCGCUGCAACAAGCCAACUCCUUUCAGUCCUGCUGGUGUGCUUUUUGUCUUUGCACCAUGCCAUAUUUCUGCAUGAAAUUUUCCUAAGUCAAAAGUCAAGAAUAGACAUUUGCUGCCUUGGGAGAAGUUCUCUCCAUCAUCUAUUCAAAAGAAAUAAUAUUUAACCACUUCCAACCCCUGGCCAGUCCUUUUCUGGCCAAUUCUAUAGAGGAGAUGAUGGUGUAGUGGUAUUAUUACUGGACAGUUAAUCCAGAGACCCAGGUAAUGUUGUGGGGACCUGGGUUCAAGUCCUGCCAUAGCAAAUGGUGGAAUUUGAAUUCAAUUUAAAAAAAAACUGGAUCAAGAGUCUAAUAAAGACCAUAAAUUGAUUGUUGGAAAAACCCAUCUGGUUCACUUUUUCCCCUUUAGGGAAGGAAACUGCUAUUGUUACCUGGCCUGGCUUACAUGUGAAUCCAGACCCACAGCAAUGUAGUUGACUCUGUACUGCUCUCCAGGCAAUUAGGGAUGGGCAAUAAAUGCUGGCCUAGCCAGUGACGCCCUCAUCCAAUGAAUGAAUUUUAAAAAAAAUUGUUCCCCUCCUCCAGGAGCGUAUUUCUAGUUGGGGAGUGUUGCACAGACUCUAAGCCCAGUCCACUUCCUUGUGACACCCACAGGCGUGAGCUCUGGCAGCGGGUAGUGGGUAAUUUAACUGCGGAAGGCUUCACUUUCUAUCCUUGCCCAAUUGCAGCAGAGGUUAUUGGAUAGUCACAUGAUAGAGGUACCGUGGGCUGUUCCUUUUGGUUUUCUCCCCCUAACCCCUGGGCUCACAGAAACCUAUCGAGAGUAAAAGUUUCACAUUCAGCACAGCAAGAGAUUAGCUCUGAGACCUUUCUGGUUGGUUUGGUUCAGUCUUCUAAUGAACAAACUGACUGAACCAUUGGGAAAAACGUGCUGUCAAGUUUUGUUUUAACCAAUUUAACAGUCGGACUUUGUUCUUGUAACAUGGGGUUACCAUGAUUUAUUAGGCCCACCAUUCACCUUCCCUUUUUCACUUGAGUAUUUAUUUUUAAAAGGUACAAUUAUACAUUUUAUUGCUUUGACUUCCACAAUGCUGGCUCAAAGGAAGCUGGAACAUAAAAUGGUAGCUGCUAUGUGACAUUAAAUUGACUUUUUCUUGGAGUUAUGUUUAAUUUUAAAUGCUCUGAUUUGUCCUGCUGUAUCCAGUGAUUACACUUCCUCAAUCCCACAAUAAUGAGUCCCAGCAUGUUGCAGUUCCAGUGUGAUGUGAAAUCGCUGCUUCGUGCGGGGAGUGCCUCAUGUUCUCUGUGUUGGUACAGAGGCUGUCUUCAAUCAGAUGUGCCACGUACAGGCAGCAGAACCGAAGAGAAGCAGCUGGAGAUGUAGCUAAUGAUGUGUCAACUCCUUUUAAGUGUUACACUCUGAGGACAAUUCAGGGUUCAUUAAUCUGAAGACUGUUUCACUGAUGCGAGGUGGAUUUUCCUACUGAUGAACAUCUCCUCAUUUUUAGAGCUGGCAAAGCAUGUUUCACUGCUAAUUUCACCUGAUUGUCUUUGGACUACAGUUCAGGGCAAAAUGAUAUCAAAACCUGAGAAUCUGAGAGCCUUUCCAUAUUGGAUGCUGACCCUUUUCCCGUAGUUUAAGCCCACUAGCCUGUUCAUCGAAUUUUGAAACUUGGCUAACUUUGUAAUGCCUGACGAUACAUAUCUUAUUUUCACUUGUCCCUUGAAUGGUUUUGGUUCCUUGCUGCCUUUUUCAAUGGGUGCCUGUUGCAAUCCAGUACCUCGCCCAAUGUUCUGUGAACCCAGAAGAUGAGUGCCAGGAGGCUAUGAAGAUUGCAGGGUGCAUUGCAAAUGGACCUUGGACCUGUUUCCAGAUAAACUUCAUAUAUACAUAUAUACACUUAACCAAAAGGAAACAUCAUCCACUGAUCAGACCAAUAAUGGGGAGGCAAUAAUCUAGUGGCAUUAUCACUGGAAUAUUAAUCCAGAGAAUCAAGUAAUGUCCUGGGGACCUGGAUUCAAAUCCCACCAAUGGCAGGUUGUGGAAUCUGAAUUCAAUAAAUGUCCAAAACCAGGAGUCAAAUAUUAACCAUGAGACCAUUGUCUAUACUGGGGAGAAACCUAACUGGGCCACUAAUGCUCUUUAGGGAAGGAAACUGCCACCCUUACCUGGUCUGGACCACAUUUGACUCCACACACAUACAAUAUAGUUGACUCUUAUUUGCCCUCUGGGCAAUUAGGUUGGGCCAUAAAUGCUCAUCUAAACAGCGACGCCCACAUCUUGACAAUGAGUAAAAAGAAAAUCCUGAGUGAGGAAUUUCUCUUAUCUCACUGCCACCUUCUCUUCCCUCAGCUUGCUGCACUGAACCUUAAUGUCCUAUCAAUGAACUAAGCACAAACCAGAAAUUGAAUCCUGCAACUUUCAGACUCUCUGGCUUGGUCCUCCUCUGGGUGAUGCCAUCGUUUGAUGGAGCAAAGGCAGUUCUUGUUCUAGACCCCAUCUGAACCAAACAGCUCUUCAAUCGAAUUAAAGAGAAACAUUUUAUGUUCAUUGAGGCUUGCUGAAGAACAGUCAAAGACAACAAAAUCAUGUCCAUGAGUAGAAAUCAUCUUAAGUAACACCACAAAAUGGGCAGUUUGGGUGGUUAAAGCAACCCUUUAAAGCACCUUUAAUUGGAGUGCAAGAAUUUCUUAAAUUGAUGCGUUAUUUUAUUACCGUCAUUAAUAGUGGCUUAAUGAGAAUAUGUGCUUUUGCACAGUGGGGAGCUAGGUUCUGGAAUGGACUGCCUGAGAGUGGGGUGGAAGCAGGUUCUAUCAUGGCCUUUACAAGAGGAUUGGCUUAUUACCAGAGAAGAAUGAAUGUGCAGGACAGCAGGGAGAAAGUGGGGAGAUGGGGCACUGAUGGAACUGGUCCCUCAGAGUGUCUGCAUGGACAAGAUGGGUUGAAAAAGUGCUGCUGUGCUGAGAUUCUACUCUAGGAUUUGUCAACUGCAGACUUCUCGGAAUAUUCUGUCUUGCAGCCCUGACUGGUUAUGAAAGCUUGCGUGUAAAAAAAACUGGAACUGGGUGUGAUGAGCCUAUUCAGUCACUUUGGGACAAGCAGCCCUGGGACAAGCUGAUUGAAGCAUUCAAAAAUCAGUGACCUUUUGAUAUUUGUGACGUUGAGAGCUCUCUGCUGGAAUGAAAGCAAAUGAAAUGUUUCAGAAAGUUCCCAUUCCACCCAAAUGACUUAUAAAAUUUGGGGUUCGCACUCUCCCGCAGACCAUGUGAAAUCUAAGCAUUGCAUUAAUGUGUCCUAAUGGUGCAUGGUUCACAUUGUUGUGAAGUUGGAUACCAUGCUACCUCACAUCAAUACAACCUAUGUAACCAUCCUAUCCAAGAGAUAUCCAUUCAAAGGUCCUUUCUUUUCACGAACUUUGUAUUAAAAAAAAUCUUUGGGCCCAUAAAAUAUUAAGCCGGCCUCAAGGACUUCUGAAAGUUUUCAAGUUGGUUCUGGUGGGAUUGUUGGGCAGUGGGAGAUGUUUAGUAGGAAUCCUGCCAUGUUGGUUUCAAACCUCCAAAAUGUAACAUGCAUAAUUUGUUUCUUCCUUGAUUACAUCUUUAAUAAAAUUGUGGGAUGCUGCUUA